CGAAUUUCUUCAGCUCGCAAAACACUAUCAACGUUUAACAUCGUAACGAGACACCGCCUAUCCCAACACAACCACAAUCAUGUCAAAGGGUCGAGGCGGCGUUGAUCAAAUCGUGAAGCUGAUCGUGGGAGCUGGACAGGCUAGUCCUAGUCCUCCUGUUGGUCCUGCUCUCGGUUCCAAGGGUGUAAAGUCUAUGGACUUUUGUAAGGAAUUCAACGCGCGAACUGCCCAUAUUAUCACUGGAACACCAAUGCCAUGCCGAGUUACCGUCCGCCCCGACCGAUCAUUUACCUUUGACGUCCGAACACCGCACACCUCAUGGCUUCUCCUUAACGCCGUCGAAGCUCCCAUGGGAAAGAAGGGCAAGCGAAAGGGUGUCAGCAAGCCCGGGCAUGAGACUGUCGGCACUCUAUCCCUGAAGCACAUUUAUGAAAUUGCAAAGAUUAAGCAGACUGAGCUCCGACUUUCAGGCCUAUCGCUGGAGGGACUUUGCAGAUCGGUCAUUUAUCAAGCGAAGACGAUGGGAAUUGAAGUGGUGGCUUAGGGGCAUGAUUACGAAAUGAAAAUAAAAGACCACAGAAUGUGGUGUGUACGAAGAUCUCCAACCAGAUAUUAUACUUGUACAACAGUCUAUGGAUAGGGAGUUGGGCCUCUGACCAGAGGAAGAAUUUCACGAUGCAUCUAUUCAGCGUUCAAAAGGCGAAAUACUGGUUUUUCUUUCACAAUUGUGUGUGCCGGGCAGGCCGAUCUUAUAUCAGGCUUAUUCCGAUGGCAUUGAUGUGAGAAGAUGGACAUGAACGUGGUUCAGCACUUGAAGGCCAAGUGAGUGAUCACAGACGGUCGUUGUCCGAGGUCAUGAGGCAAGACAUGUGAAGUUGAUCUGGUCUUAACAAUUCGCAAAUCGUCAGCACCUCACGUGCCUCUAUUAGUACGUGAGUAGGCACUUAUCCAGGAAAUACUCUCGAUCCACCUUACGCGUGGCUUGCAUGAAGUCUCGUAUCCCGUUGAAACCAAUGAAGUCGUGUGGAGUACAUAUGACUGUAUCCCAUGUACGAUGCAUCUCAGAUCAUG
Fusarium odoratissimum NRRL 54006 is the source of this 1071-nucleotide messenger RNA. Its product is annotated as 50S ribosomal protein L11. Gene Ontology annotation, cellular component: mitochondrial large ribosomal subunit; ribosome. Gene Ontology annotation, molecular function: large ribosomal subunit rRNA binding; structural constituent of ribosome. The record is from RefSeq and is a predicted model, not a curated record. The transcript is spliced from 2 exons. Lineage: Eukaryota; Fungi; Ascomycota; Sordariomycetes; Hypocreales; Nectriaceae. Gene Ontology annotation, biological process: translation. Bases 80 to 544 code for a protein of 154 amino acids.